UCUCUCUCCAAGUCUCACAAUAUUAAGACCUUGUAACUAUAAAACUGUUGUACGUUUAUAAAUUCCUGCUUUGGAUCGCUAGAUGCAUUCACUGCCAUAUAUACAUCAACAUUUCAUCUCUCUUUCUAUUAAACGUUCCUUCCUCGUCAAACAAACGAGGAGUAAAUUCUCAAACAUCAUAGUCACCUCUCAAAACAAACAUGGAGCCUCCAAAAUCAUCAGAGCCAUCUCUCUCUGAAACGUCAAGCAUCAUCUCAGUAUCAAAUGGCCCUGCUGCAAGCCUGAGAACCUCAAUGGAUAGCCAGAAAGGAGGAAAGCAACCAGAAGAGGAAGACCAUGUACACCAGGAAGAUGUGAACUAUGAUCUUGUACUGGAUCUGAGCCUCUCCAGUAAAGAUGAUUCGGAUUCGAAUCAAGAGUUGAAGCCAGAACUUGAUCUCAUCGACUGUUUCAAGAUCACUGAUUCAUCUGAUGAUCAAGAUUCUUUGGAAACUCCUCAAGGUAAUGAAACUGAGCCUAGAGUAUUUUCAUGUAACUAUUGCCGAAGAAAAUUCUAUAGCUCACAGGCUCUAGGGGGGCACCAAAAUGCACAUAAGCGAGAAAGAACACUAGCAAAACGAGGGCAGAAGAUUGGUGCAACCUCUGUUGUAGCUUUCGGUCACCCUAAUACACAUCCUAGUCGAUAUUCUAGCAUGGCUUCCCUUCCUUUGUAUGGUUCUUCCAAUAAAUCACUAGGAAUUCAAGUCCACUCUAUGAUCAACAAGCCAUCUUUUCUUCCACCACCACAUAUUUAUGGGCAUAAUGGAUGGUCCAGACGGCCUAUCGAUCAAAAACCGGCAACCGGACAUCUUUCAAUGGAGAAUUUUCAUGUGGGGAUUAAUGGUGGAUCAUCAGCAAGUAAUGGUGCCGCUAGAUUCGAAAGUAUUGUACGAAAGUUUGGUCCAUCCACUGAGGGGAUGCGUGGAUAUUGGUGGGAUAGUGUUAACCAUUUCAACACUAAGCAGGAUGAGUUGAAGCUUGACUUGUCUUUGAAGCUCUAAGUAAUCUACUUUUCUUCUUGAAUGACAUAAUAUUUCUGCUUAAUUUUUUCUUGUUUUGCUACAGUUUUUCUUUUUCCUUUGAGUUUUGGUUGGAUCUUUUGUAAGUGCAUUUUGAUGACUGAAGACUUCAAGAGAUUUGCUAUUUGGAAUUGUAAAGUUGGAAUAACUUUCCCAAUUCUACAACUUAGUGUGAACUUCAAAGUAGCCUUUACUGCUGCUGGCCAAAUCCAUUUCACUAAGUUUUCUUUUUC
This is a messenger RNA of Durio zibethinus, 1291 nucleotides long. Its product is annotated as zinc finger protein 1-like. The record is from RefSeq and is a predicted model, not a curated record. NCBI's taxonomy places the organism in Eukaryota, Viridiplantae, Streptophyta, Magnoliopsida, Malvales, Malvaceae. Gene Ontology annotation, biological process: negative regulation of abscisic acid-activated signaling pathway.